AUGCUUCAUUCAUCCCUCGGUUCUGCAGCCAUAGCAUCUUCUGACAAGAUCGUGUUUCGGCUUCGCGGCCUUUUGCUCCGUGAGCUGGCGGGCUUCUUCGGCCAUCGUCCCGAGGGCAUCUCGCAAGCUGCGCGGAUACUUUGGCGACGUGGUCAGCUUCAUCCCAAGUUGGUGUCCAAGACCAUCAAGCUGGACGAGUGCUAUCACAUCAUCCGCCACACCAACGUGAAAAACGUAGAAGAAGCCCACCAGAGCGUGGUAUCGGAACUUGCGAGUCGAGCUUCCGGUAUCGGCGACCCCAUGCUUGACCAGACCAAGAGGUGUCGGCAAUCCGCAGAAGUCCAGAUGUCUGCGACGAGCGAAUUCGAGCACAUGCACCACGAGAGCGAGACGGAAUCCACCUCUUCGGGCUCGCAGGCGUUGGACUGUCCGUCCAUGAAGGCGGCUACACGAACGGACGUUGGGAGCGAGCACCGCAUUGUCGUUUUCAGUGAGCGCGAGAAGGUUGAGCAGUCCACCGUCGCAGCAAUGAGGAAGUUGCAGUUCGUGGUUGAGGAGUGCGCGAUGGGCCUUCCAGAACCCAUCGGCUGCGGGGGCGGAGGUGCCCUUGAGGAGUACCAGGCCAGUGAUGAAGCCGCCCUCCAUGACACAGCCGACGAUGCCCAGGCCUCCCACGGAUCAGAAGUCGUAGACGACGUCGAGACAUGGGCUUCGAUACGCUUUCACUGUGCCGCGCUGCGGCGCAAGAUCGACAAGGUGAUCUUCGAGAUGUACGUUGGCCACAUACGCGGAAUUACUUUCUUUGGGUUUAUGGCCGGCGCCUACAACCACAUGUCGGGAAGGAUACUAUACCGUCGUUUUGGAUGUGACACGGGAAAGCAGUGGAGCAUCUCCGAGUAUUUGGACGCGCGGCUCUCUUCAACAACCUUCGAGCGUGAUUUUUGA
Molecule: messenger RNA, 945 nt
Organism: Prorocentrum cordatum
Lineage: Eukaryota; Dinophyceae; Prorocentrales; Prorocentraceae
Source: the annotation of a GenBank genome assembly